AUGGCGACGGCAUCGGCACCGACGUCCUCGCUCCUCUCGCUCCUGUACCGCUCAUACCCCAAGGCGGUGCCCUCGCAGGCGACGGAGGUAAACCUGCACACGCUCUCGCCUCUCAUCUUCCCUACCGUGCUCUUCUCCGACGCUGAGAAGGCAGAUAUCGAGUCAUGGCUGCCCGUCAUCACCAAGCUGGCCGACAGUCUAAAGGACGGGGCGGAACAGUCAGGGUUGGACGAGCAGUUGAAGACGCUCAACGCGCAUCUUGCCAUGCGGACGACGAUGUUGGGCGUCAAGCCCUCUGUGCUGGACGUAGCCGUGUAUGCUACGCUUGCGCCCGUGGUGGAGAAGUGGAGUGCUGAGCAGCGGACGGGGGAGGACGGGUACCAUCACAUCGUGCGGCAUGUGGACUUUGUGCAGAACGCGGAGCUGUUUGGGCUGGAGAUACCGGCGGAGGAGAAGGUGGUUGUUGAUCUGGACAAUGUGAUUGCGGUGCCUAAGCCGGCUGCGGCGCCAAAGGAGGAGAAGAAGGUCAAGAAGGAGAAGAAGGGUGCCACGGGCGAGGAGACUACUGUUGUCGUUGGGAAGACCAAGGAGGCCGGAGAGACGAAGAAUAACAAGGAGGAGAAGAAGGUCAAGAAGGAGAAGCAGCCUCGACAGAAGGCUGCUCCGGCGCCGGCUGCACCCAUGUCCCCCUGCGUUAUCGACCUACGGGUCGGCCACAUCCUACGGGCGGUCAACCACCCCAACGCAGACUCGCUGUACGUGUCGACGAUAGCGUGCGGCGACGCCCCCGGUUCAGACAACACGCAGCUGGACGAAGAGACCGGGCUGACCGUGCGGACCGUCUGCUCUGGCCUCAACGGCCUCGUGCCCCUGGCCGAGAUGCAGGGCCGCAAGGUGGUGACGGUCUGCAACCUGAAGCCGGUGACGAUGCGAGGCGUCAAGUCUGCCGCCAUGGUGCUGGCAGCCUCUCCACGCGCCGGUAACGACGGCGACGACUCCCACGGCGGCCCCGUCGAGCUGGUCUGCCCGCCGGAGGGCGCAGAGGCGGGCGAGCGGGUCUUCUUCGAGGGCUGGGACGAAGCCGAGCCGGAGAAGCAGCUGAACCCGAAGAAGAAGAUGUGGGAGACCUUCCAGCCGGGCUUCACCACCACUGACGGGCUCGAGGUUGUGUUCGAGAGCGCCGCCGUGCCCCAGGUGAGCGAGACGGCCGGGUCGAAACCGCCGCUGGGCAGGCUGAUGGUCAAGUCUGGAGGCGUCUGCACCGUCAAGAGCCUUGCCGGUGCUACUGUUAGGUAG
This is a messenger RNA of Microsporum canis CBS 113480, 1296 nucleotides long. Its product is annotated as GU4 nucleic-binding protein 1. Bases 1 to 1296 code for a protein of 431 amino acids. Gene Ontology annotation, molecular function: tRNA binding. The transcript has a single exon. NCBI's taxonomy places the organism in Eukaryota, Fungi, Ascomycota, Eurotiomycetes, Onygenales, Arthrodermataceae. The record is from RefSeq and is a predicted model, not a curated record. Gene Ontology annotation, cellular component: methionyl glutamyl tRNA synthetase complex.